This is a messenger RNA of Schizosaccharomyces octosporus yFS286, 1219 nucleotides long. RefSeq lists its product as uncharacterized. The record is from RefSeq and is a predicted model, not a curated record. NCBI's taxonomy places the organism in Eukaryota, Fungi, Ascomycota, Schizosaccharomycetes, Schizosaccharomycetales, Schizosaccharomycetaceae. The coding region runs from base 176 to 982 and encodes 268 amino acids. The transcript has a single exon.
AUAUAAGGCGCUAGAACUCCGAGCAAAGGUGUAAAAAGAACAACUUCUUAUUUCGCGGUAAAUAUUUAUAAAAAUAUUUAAUAGCAUAUUGUUAUAUAAUUUAUAAUUUAUAUACUUUUCGUGCCGUUGCUUUUUGUUUCUUAAAUCUCUCUUUUUAUCUAAAUUUCUAUAUAAUAUGAAGCUCAUUCCUUUUGUCGCCAGCUUUUUCGCUGCUGCUUUUGCAUACAACGAGCUUUCUGCUCCCGCUACUAAUGCCGUUAUCCAAGAAGGAGGUGGUGCUUACACGGUGUCUUGGUCCAACUUGACCAGUGAUACCGUAACUUUGACCUUGCUCAGUGGAGGUAAUGACAAGUUGGUUCCUUUGGAGACUAUCGCUUCCAACAUUAAGAACACUGGUACUUACGGUUGGGAUAUUCCUACCCAUUUCCCUUCUGCUGAUAACUAUUUGCUAUCCGUUUCUUGGGACGGUGGUGAAAGCUACUCCAAGUAUUUCACCCUUCAAGCUUGCUCUACCUGUACAAUUUCCACCACUGACUUGAGCUAUAGUGGAUCCAUGUCUGCUACCUCUAUUCCUGCUUCUGUUAUUGGUACACGUAGUGCUUCCAGCACCUCCUCUCAACCCUCAUCUUCUUCUUCUUCUUCUUCUUCUGGAAAGUCUUCCUCCGCAAGUUCAUCUUCUGCUCCUGUCAGUUCUUCCCAAUCUGGCAGUUCUUCCAAGUCUUCCUCUGGCUCGUCCUCUGCUCCCGCUAGUUCUAAGAGUGGUUCUAUCAUUUCUGCUUUUGGUAAGACCGCCAGCACCGCCAGCAGAGGUUUCUCUGUUAGUUCCACUUCCGGCUCUUCCAAGUCAACCAGUGGAUCCUCUUCCUCUUCCUCUGGUUCUGGUUCUAGCUCCCACAGCUCUGCCGCUUCUCCUCUCGUGAAGACUGGCUAUAAUGUCGUUGCUGUUAUUGGUAUUGUUUCUGCCGUGACUAUGUUCCUUUAAGCAGAAUCUAUGGAGCAACAAUAUGCGGUUUAUUCGAAGACUUCCGAAAGAAAUCCAAGUAGACGCUCUUUUGUUUUUUAUUAAGAAAAAAAAACCAUCUUUUGAGAUUUGUCUUUCAUUUACAUUGUUGAUUUAUUACACACUUAUGUAUCGGGUUUUAUUAUUUGCAUUUUUUUUUGAUCAUAAUAUAAAGCAACAUCUAAGCAUUCAUUUAGCAAUUUAAUUUUUUAUUUAUAA